AUGGUGGCCGAACGCGUCGCUGCGGCGCCGCACGGGGUGCGGUUCCUCUUCGCCCUGCCGGCGGGCACAUCUCGGCCCGUUCUGGUGGCCUGCGAGAAGCUGGCAUCUCGCGUGGUGGACACGCGCCACGAGGCCACCGCCGUCUUCGCCGCCGACGCCGUGUCCCGGCUCUCCGGUCGCAUCGGCGUCGCCGCCGUCACCGCCGGCCCCGGCGUCACCAACGCGGUGACGGCCGUCAAGAACGCCCAGAUGGCCGAGUCCCCCCUGCUGCUGCUGGGCGGGGCGGCCGCCUCCCUCCAGAAGGGCCGGGGGGCUCUGCAGGACAUCGAGCAGCUCUCGCUCUUCCGGACCCUCUGCAAGGUCUGCGUGUCCGUGGGGACCGUGCGGGACAUCGUCCCCACCCUGCGCGGGGCCAUCGCCACCGCCCAGAGCGGGACCCCCGGUGAGGGACCCCAAAAAUAA
Messenger RNA from Manacus vitellinus (golden-collared manakin), 462 nucleotides. Its product is annotated as acetolactate synthase-like protein. The record is from RefSeq and is a predicted model, not a curated record. NCBI's taxonomy places the organism in Eukaryota, Metazoa, Chordata, Aves, Passeriformes, Pipridae. Gene Ontology annotation, biological process: L-valine biosynthetic process. Gene Ontology annotation, cellular component: acetolactate synthase complex. Gene Ontology annotation, molecular function: flavin adenine dinucleotide binding; acetolactate synthase activity; thiamine pyrophosphate binding.